UUUCACGUGUGAACGUUUCUAUCUUAUUAUAUUUACAAAUAUAACAAUAACACGCAUAACGAUUUGAUAAAAUAUGAGUUUUAAACCCGAACAAAAUUUUACAUAUAAUAUUUAUUCUAAAGUGAAAUGACUUAAUUGUUUAAAUAUGAUGUAUACAUUGGAUCAUUUAGCAACAUUUUCUUGUGGGCAAAAUCAAGGUCUUCAUCACCCCUUGGAUGCCGUAAACAAGUUGCGCUUGCUCGAAAAAUCGAGCGGCAUAUGGACCCAACGAAUGAAGAUCAAGCUCGACAAGAAAGAUCUACACAUUUGCAGUUUCGAAGAUGCGAUAAGUAUAGAACGUUUUCCUCUUAGCAAAGUUCUAGAACCCACGGCAGUAAUCACUGAAGAUCCCAACGAAAUUUACAAUAACAUCCUCAUGUUUACCGUGCUACAAGAAUCUAAGAAAAAGCUCAACCCGCUUUCCGAAAUCCAUUUAUUUCAAUGCAUAUCCGUUUCGGCUCAGGAAAUAGUCGACGAAAUAAAUCGCUUAAAAUCCGGCUCAAAAAUCAAAAAAAGCCCUAAAAGCUAUUACGUUCCCCCUCAAAUGAUGAGCGGUAGCAAAUCUAUGAUAAACAUUAACGAAUUAUCGUCCAACAACCUUAACAUUAGCUCAAAUUUUAACAACCAUCACGCCACAAAUUUUUCCAACCAUAACGGCUACCCGACACUCCCACCCUUUUAUAAUGGCAACCACCAUUUAUCUAACAAUUUUCGACACAACGCAAGUUUUUCCAGCCUACACUCGCCCCUGACAUCUGUCGAUCCCUUACAUCGCGAGAGAAAUUUUGGCGCCCCCCGUUCUAACGGUUACGGUCCCGGUAGGGUUAAAAGCAAUCUGGACCUGAGAGAAAGGACCGGACAAACGCGCUUCGAAAAAAGAUUCGACGAAGAUAAGGAAUAUCAGAUGCAACCGAGGGAAAGUAUUUAUAGUUAUUCUUCCCAUGAUAUAGAUGGAGCGGAAUCGGUGGCCAGUCAGCAAACGGAACACGAUGUGAUGAUGUUAAACCACUGUUUCGACGAUAUAGAAAAUUUUAUCUCUAAACUACAACAUUCGAACGCUGCUCUCAGGGAAUUGGAAAAACGAAAAGUUAUUAAGAAGAAUAGCAAGAAUUUGUCUGGAAGUGGAAUGUUGAGCCUAAGGGCUAGACCGCCCUCAGAAUCGGAAUUCGUCGAUAUUUUUCAAAAAUUCAAGCUCGCUUUCAACCUUCUAGCUCGGCUCAAGAGUUGUAUUCACGAUCCCAACGCUCCGGAACUCGUUCAUUUUUUGUUUCGGCCUCUGGAAAUGAUUGUUCAGGCUUUAAGACAAAUAAAUUAUGGUUCAUCAGACCUGACGCAUCACAUAGUUACACCGUUGUUAACUAACAGAGCUAUAGAUCUACUCAGGAGUUGUUUAAACAGCAAGGAGACCGAAUUUUGGCAUUCGCUGGGAGAGGCUUGGAAUUAUCCUCAGGACCAUUUUAGGGGAUAUUCUCGUUCCUUCUCACCCAUAUUCCAAGAUGGUUGGCAGACUCGGUAUCAAACUUCGGAAGGUGAUAAAAUGAGCGAAUCUGAAUCCUUAAAAGACCGGAAAUAUUUUGAACCAGCUCCGCGUUCCCCUAUGCCACCACCCGUUCCUUCAUCCGCUUCCUUUUUUUCCGACAACCACGAAUCGGCGACCAAUCACAGAGCUACUAACGGUAAAUCCAUUCACCGGAAUGGCUCAGAAAAGAUCGCCAAUCAUAAUGGCGGAAAUUUCUCCAACCACAACGGAAACGUUCAAGGUUAUAACGGAAAUUUUUCAAAUGGGACAAGCAUAGUGGCAGUGGAAAGAGGAGGCAUGAGUGGCGACGAAAUUGAGAAAAGGAAAAGGUUUAUGGAAUUCUUGAAGGAUACUCGCAGUAAAUCUUACGAAGUUAUGUUUGAUAGGGAAAGCAAGCACGAAAAAGAACUUAGCGUUCACAAAGGGGAAGUUAUUCAAAUUUUAGAGGAUAACCGCAAUUGGUGGAAAGCUCGGAAUCAUAACAACGAUAUAGGAUAUGUUCCUUACACGAUACUUAGGCCUUAUUCAUAUCUGGAUUGAAUACCUAUUUUUGUUGCACCUUCUUUCUUUUUUUUUAAAAAAAUUGUGUUCUUAAUUUAUUAUGGGAAUUUCAUGUAAGAAAUCAUCGAAAGAAUUUUCUUUUAAAAUUUUUAUACAAAUGUUCUGUUUUUUAAAAAAUUACUCCGUCCUACACUUUUUUGCAUCAAAUAUUCCCUCCAUCCAUCCCUGCAAAGAAGUCUUUUAAAUAGUAUGUUAAGAUAAAUGCCAAAUUGAUAUAUUUAUAAAGCUCUAUACCUAUGUAUUACACAAACGACACCCAAAAUAUAAUAAUCAAUAUAUAUUUUUUGUAAUAUUUAAUAUAACAUAUUUAUUUUUAUUUAAUUUUUAAAAAAAUAUCAAAUAAUAAAUUUUUUCAACCCAACAUACUAAAUCAUGUACAUUUUUAAAAUAAAAAUUUAUAAUAUUAUGGACAAAACUAAAUUAUUGGUCUAAUUUUAAAUCUUAAAAUCUUGUAUUUUGAACUAUAUUUUUUGUACAUAAACAACAAUACUUAAUCAUAAAAUAAUUAUUUUU
Messenger RNA from Gordionus sp. m RMFG-2023, 2632 nucleotides. RefSeq names its product epidermal growth factor receptor kinase substrate 8-like. Gene Ontology annotation, molecular function: actin binding. Lineage: Eukaryota; Metazoa; Nematomorpha; Gordioida; Chordodea; Parachordodidae. The record is from RefSeq and is a predicted model, not a curated record. Gene Ontology annotation, cellular component: plasma membrane. The transcript has 13 exons. Gene Ontology annotation, biological process: regulation of Rho protein signal transduction; Rho protein signal transduction. Bases 146 to 2098 code for a protein of 650 amino acids.